AUGUCAUCACCUUUAAGUUCUUCUGCUAAUGGAUCGAAGUCGUUGGAGAUCCCCAAGAAGCAGGAAAGAGGAAGACCGAAAUCUAAUUCAAUUUCCAACGCCAUGCUACAUCGUCAUCGGGAACGAGGAAAUGAAAAGAAAGUUUCAUUUUCUACGUUCCAGGAUAGCUCCAGUCAGAUAUUCACACUGACUUCUAACUCUUCAAGUGACGACGAUUACCAUUAUUAUGGAUCCAGCGAACUGUAUCCUAAUGACUCCCACGAAGGGAUACCAGACAAAGGAAAUCAACAAGAUACAUAUAUAAAGGAGAAUAGUCGUACGCCCCCACAACACCAUGACUUUUCGCCAGUACGCAAAAACUCGUUAAAGAAGUUAUCAUCGUAUCCGGGAGAACGAAUGGGGGUGUCCCAGUCGUUAGACUCUCAGUUAAUAGAUGAUCGUAACACAGGUAGCUCACCGUUGCCGGAAUUCAACAAAAGGCCAUUGACAGACACUCCAAUAGUAUCGGGAGUUGCUUCUCCAGUGACACGGGAUCAGUCUAGUGACUAUGAUGAAACAGAUGAAGAUGAAGAAUCUAAGAAUGAAGCUAAGCAGGAAUCGCCAAUGUUGAAGACUAAGAACAUAUCACACUUGAACUUGACAGACUUGAACGAUAAUAUAUUGAAAAAGGGCAUAAAAGCUCCAAAUCCACACUCAAGCAAUAAGUCAGAGUCUAUAUCCCCCAUGACGGUGAAUGAACCGAAGAAAGGAGGAGAUACCACACAAGCUGAUGGAAACAAAAGAGACGAUUUACAGACACUUAAAAUUAAUAAAGAAGAAACGGAAGAUUUAUUACAGGACGUUCCGUUGGAUAUGAAAAAACAAUUUGAAAAGACCCCUUCAAUAGAACAUUUGAAAAAUCUUUUGUUGACCAAACCUCCUCCACCUGCGCGUAAAACGUAUACAUUAAAUAUUCCUGGUCAGACAUCAUCAAAAACUUCUCCCGAUGGCCACAUUGCUUCUGUUGAUGUGGGAUCUAAAUUAGUUAUUGUGAUGGUUGGGUUGCCUGCAAGAGGUAAAUCGUACAUUACGAAUAAAUUAACUAGAUACCUUAAUUGGCUUCAGCAUGAUUGCCGCGUUUUCAAUGUUGGUAAUACUAGAAGAAAAGAUAAAGAAAAUAAUGCCGGACCUGAAACCAACCCCUUACCAGAUACAAACACACCCAAUAACGAGGCAAAUACUCCUCCGUCACAUUCCACCAAGACAACUCCAGCUACCCAUAGUGCCGAUUUCUUCAGUCCAGAUAAUAAAAGUACUAAUGCAAUCCGUGAAAAAUGGGCAAUGGACACUUUGGAUCAAUUGUUAAAUUAUGUUAUUGAUGGCUCUGGUUCCGUCGGAAUUUUUGAUGCCACCAAUUCGACUAAAAAGAGAAGAAUGAAAAUUUUAAAGAAAAUUAAGGAGAGAUCAAAAGGAGAAUUGAAAGUAUUAUUCUUGGAAAGUAUUUGUUCUGAUCCAGCAAUUAUUGAAUCAAAUAUCAGAUUAAAAUUAUCUGGCCCAGAUUAUCACUCAAUGGAUCCAGAGGUAGCAUUAAAAGAUUUCGUUGGUAGGUUGCACAAUUAUGAAAAGGCAUAUGAAACUAUCGACGACGCAGAAGAAGCUAUUCCAGGUUUCCAAUAUGUUAAGAUGAUUGAUGUUGGUAAGAAGGUUGUCAGUUAUAAUGUUCAAGGAUUUUUAGCAUCCCAAACAAUUUACUUCUUGUUGAAUUUCAAUUUGUGUGAAAGACAAAUUUGGAUCACAAGACAUGGAGAAAGUGUGGAUAAUCUUUCUGGUAGAAUUGGUGGUGAUUCUAACUUAACUAAGAGAGGUGAAAAUUUUGCCAGAACAUUACUGAGAUUCAUGAACUUCCAGAGACAAGAAUUUCGCAAACAGCAAUUGGAAAGGUUUUCUACUAGGUUGGAAUUGAGAUAUAACUCAAUCUUUGACAAAGAAAAGAACGAAGAAACCAGAGUGGAUAGCAUACCAUCUGAACCAAAUUUUUGUGUGUGGACUUCCAUGUUAUACCGUGCAGUGGAGACAGGACAAUUCUUUGACGAACAGUUAUUCUCUAUUAAGGAAAUGAGAAUGUUGAAUGAGUUAGGUGGUGGUAAAUUCGAAGGAUUGACUUACAAUGAAAUCCAAAGUAGAUAUCCUAAGGAAUUUCAAGCAAGAUUGCAUAAUAAAUUAAGUUAUAGAUAUCCAGGCGUCGGAGGAGAGUCUUAUUUGGAUGUUUUGACCAGAUUAAGACCACUAAUCACAGAAAUUGAAAGAACAACGGAUCAUUUGUUGAUUAUUUCUCAUCGCGUGGUUUUAAGGAUUUUGUUGGCAUACUUUCUUAACCUUGACAAGUCGUCAAUUGGCGAACUAGAUGUUCCUCUUCACACAUUGUAUUGUUUGGAACUGAAACCAUACGGAACUGAUUACCGUAUGUACGAAUACGAUGAAGGCUUAGACUGGUUCGUGAAAGUUGAACCAGAACACCAGAAGAACCUCAAGGAAGUAGGGGUUGCCUUCAAAGAAAGAAAAUACUCAGUGGUUCCCACUGCCCCACCUUCCAGCUCCUCCAAAAAGUCGAGAGAUAGAACAUUCAGCAAUAAUACGACCCGUAAUUCUAUUAAUGAAUCCUUUGGCCUAAGACGAAGCUCCAGUUUUGGAUCUAGACCUGUCGGAGGUUCCACCCAUUCGUCAUCGUACCACAAUAAUGAUCAAGCAGCUGCUCAAGAUCAUAACUCAAGUAAUGAUCAUAUGCGCAAUAGAAUAAGCUCUAAAAAACUAGAGGAUUUGAAUAAAUUAAGGAAACCUUAA
Debaryomyces fabryi is the source of this 2820-nucleotide messenger RNA. It is a transcript of the gene PFK26, whose product is annotated as Pfk26p. The transcript has a single exon. NCBI's taxonomy places the organism in Eukaryota, Fungi, Ascomycota, Pichiomycetes, Serinales, Debaryomycetaceae. Gene Ontology annotation, cellular component: cytosol. Gene Ontology annotation, biological process: fructose metabolic process; fructose 2,6-bisphosphate metabolic process. Gene Ontology annotation, molecular function: ATP binding; 6-phosphofructo-2-kinase activity. The coding region runs from base 1 to 2820 and encodes 939 amino acids. The record is from RefSeq and is a predicted model, not a curated record.